UUCAAAUAGCUUAUUAGGUUGUUGAAAAUUUAAUUUAAUAACAAAUUUAGAUGUACAUAAAUAUUCAUAGUUGUCAAUUAAACAUAUUGCAUCUGUGACAAUUACGAUUCGUAGAAAAAUAUUUAUUAUUUAUACACAAGGCUACUGAAAGUGAAAUUUCAUUUAAUUUAAAUUAACCUCUUUGCUUCAAAUAUAAAUUUUAUUUUAAUUUGAACAGAAAUUGUUAUGAAUAUGAAAAUUGUUAAAGAUAUUUUACGUUUUUUUAACGUUAAUAAUAGUACCCGUACUCUUUCUAUUCUUAGAAACAGUGAUUGUUUUCAUUAUUCUUAUGAAAAAUGUUUAUCAGUGCGAAAUAAUAAUUCUUUGAAUCUACAAUUUCAAAAAUUUAAAUCAGAGAAAUAUUUAUUAUUAGAGAAAGAAAUUCUCUCCAGAAACAUCCAUACAUCGAUAGUUUCUAGAAAAUCUAAAGACCGUGGUGGAAAAGAGAAAAAAAAACCCAAGGCCUCAAAAAUUGAUUUAAAUGUUAUUAGUGAAUUAUUUGAUACCGAGAGUCUUAUAAAUGAUAUGAAUCAAGUUAUUGAAAAUCUCAAAGCUGAUUUUAUUAAAAAUCUUACAUUGCGUUCAACAAGUGGUUCUCUUGAACAGAUUCCUGUCUUGUUAGAUGGGAAAGAAUAUCAACUACAAGAACUUGCACAAAUUGCACGUAAACCAAAAAUUAUAGUGCUGAACAUUGCAUCUUUUCCUACUGCUAUACCUCAUAUCCUGAAGGCUAUCGAAAAGAGUGGACUAAAUCUUAAUCCUCAGCAGGAUGGAACGACAAUAUUCUUACCAAUUCCCAAGGUAACAAAAGAACAUAGAGAAAAUUUAGCCAAAAACGCCAAGGCAAUAUUUAUUAGACACAGAGAUUCAAUUAAAGAUAUUAGAAAUAAAGUGGUAAAAACUUUGAGGAAAAGAAAAGAUGUAAGUGAGGAUACAGUUCGAAGUGUACAAGGACAAGUAGAAGCGAUUCAUGAUAAGUAUAUUAAAGAAGCAGAAAAUAUUUUAAAAACUAAACAAGAUGAAUUACUAGGAUAA
Phymastichus coffea is the source of this 1074-nucleotide messenger RNA. RefSeq names its product ribosome-recycling factor, mitochondrial (gene mRRF1). Gene Ontology annotation, molecular function: ribosomal large subunit binding. Gene Ontology annotation, cellular component: mitochondrion. Gene Ontology annotation, biological process: translation. The coding region runs from base 226 to 1074 and encodes 282 amino acids. The record is from RefSeq and is a predicted model, not a curated record. NCBI's taxonomy places the organism in Eukaryota, Metazoa, Arthropoda, Insecta, Hymenoptera, Eulophidae. The transcript has 2 exons.